CACCGGGCGGCGGCGCACGGCGCGGGCUCACCAUGAUCGUGUGUCCCCAGAGCAUGGAGCACCCCCGAGGAAGCCGGUGCCAGCGGCUGCCGGGGCAGGUGGUGAAGAUGUCCGGCGGCGAGCCCGAGCGCCCGCAGUUCCUCUUCGUGAAGGCGCUGGCGAGCCGGGGGCGGCCGGAGGCGGUGACCCAGCAGAUGGGCUACCACCCGCGCUACCUCGACAGCUUCCUCAAGACGCAGCACUACCUGCUGCACAUGGACGGCCCGCUGCCCUUCGACUGCCGCCACUACAUCGCCAUCAUGGCGGCCGCCCGGCACCGCUGCCGGUACCUGGUGAACCUGCACGUGCUGCAGUUCCUGCGCGCGGGGGGCGAUCCCCAGUGGCUGCGCGGCCUCGACUUCAUCCCGCCCAAACUCCGCAACCUCAACGAGAUCAACAAGAUCCUGGCCCACCGGCCCUGGCUCAUCACCAAGGAGCACAUCGAGAAGCUGCUGAAGAUCAGCGAGUGGAGCUGGUCGCUGGCGGAGCUGGUGCACGCCGUCGUCCUGCUGGCGCACUGCCACGCGCUCGCCAGCUUUGUCUUCGGCUGCGGCUGCGAGCAGGAAGAGGGGCCGGGGGGCCGGGGAUCGCUGAAGCCCUCGCCGCCCGGGAACCAGUGCUUCUGCGAGGCCGCCACCGGGAACGGCUGCAGCCAGGAGCUGCUGCGCAUCAACCGCAAGAGGUCCCUGGACUCCUGCAUGGAGCUGGACUCUCUCCGGGAGCGCAUUCAGCGGAUCCACGUAGAGACGGAGGGCAGGGAGGAGACGAGGCUGCUGCCGCCGGACCGCGAGGAAGAUACCGACGGGGAAGUCACUGGCGCCGCCAACCUCGCGUGCUACAUGCAGGACCCCGACUUUGGCUACCAGGACUUCGCCCGGCGCGAUGAGGAUCAGACGCAGGUAUUCAGAGUCCAGGAUUACUCCUGGGAGGACCACGGCUUUUCGCUGGUGAACCGUCUCUACUCUGACAUCGGGCAUCUCCUGGAUGAGAAGUUCCGGAUGGUGGAUGGCCUGCAGAGCAGUGCCAUGGCCAAGCGGCAGGGCUGCGAACCCUCCGUCUUCAAGCGGGGCAUCUGGAACUACAUCCACUGCAUGUUUGGCAUCAGGUACGAUGACUACGACUACGCAGAGGUGAAUCACCUCCUGGAGCGGAUGCUCAAAGUCUACAUUAAGACCGUAACCUGCUACCCAGAGAAGACAAACCCCGAAAUGUUCGACAGGUUCUGGAAGCAGUUCAAGCACAGUGAAAAGGUCCACGUGAACCUGCUCAUCCUGGAAGCCCGCAUGCAGGCGGAGCUGCUGUACGCGCUGCAGGCCAUCACCCAGUACAUGGUCUCGUAGGCGCUGGGGAGCUGCGCUGCGGCAGGGCCGGCCAGCAUCUCCUCUCCCUGGACUCGUGUGUGACCCGCCGUGCUGGGACGGGCGGCGAGGGAUUACUCAACUUAGUUUACUUGACUGUCUUGUUCCUUUUUUUUUUUUUUUCCUCCUUGUGGGGCACGCCGAGUGGCCCUGUUACGUGCAAUUACCAAACUGUGAGGCAAGUCCGUGCUGCUGAGAUGUCCGUGUGAUGCUGAAGACUUGAACCCGGCCGAGGAGGACUGCCAAAGACAGAGGGGGGCGGGAGGGGACGGGGCUGUGUCGGAGGGAAGCUCUGCAAUGCCCUGCGCUGCGUGCUCAGGAGGGGAGGCGUGCUGGGUCCCAGCCUGGGGCUGGAAGGGACGCACUCGCUGCGUACGUGUCCUGCCGUUCGUGUCCACGUGCCAAACCCCUGCGGGACGGACGAGCAAUGACCCGCGCAAGCUCCGAACUGUGAAGCUCCUGCAGGUGGGUGCCUUAGCACUCUGCCGUCCUUGGCAGCAGGGUGAGAAGGGCCUCUAACAGCGUUCAGGCUCCGGGGGUUUGUGCAGAGGAUUUCUGGCUGUCCCUUUGGCUAGCCCCACUGUCUCCUGUUGGUGGGUGGGCAGGAGACACGAGGGAGGCCUCCUGAAUUCACACGAAUGUGCAGGGCUUGCAUUUUCUUCCCCCAGUGAGAGGGCUGGGGUCGUGUGCCCAGCCACGUGCUGCUUUUAACAGCCCAGGUGAGCUUAGGGAACCCCUACACCCUGCCUGGGGGACUCCUGGGGCUGUCCCCACAGCAUCAGCCCGUGCAGCAGCCUGGCCCCUGCCAGGAGCAGGCACCAACCACCCCACGCCCCCGUCCCGGGGCUGCUCCGUGCGUGUGCGCCAGCCCCGAGCUGGGGCAGGGGACGAGGGUACCUGGCUCCGUCGGGCACGGGAGAGCACCCGCAGAAGGGGAACGGGGCCACCCAGCAUCGGGGGGAGUCUGAAGCGAGGGCAGCUCGAACGCCAGCCCAGCGCACGCUGCUUCGGUCGACCUGUUUACUGCGUAAAUGUACGGGGAAAAAACCUUGUGUAUGGAAGCUACAGAAAAAGCCUAUUUUUGCUAUAAAUAUAUUAUGUUUGACAUGG
This is a messenger RNA of Cygnus atratus (black swan), 2507 nucleotides long. Its product is annotated as sestrin-3-like. The record is from RefSeq and is a predicted model, not a curated record. Gene Ontology annotation, cellular component: nucleus. The coding region runs from base 33 to 1379 and encodes 448 amino acids. Gene Ontology annotation, biological process: negative regulation of TORC1 signaling; cellular response to leucine starvation; regulation of response to reactive oxygen species. Gene Ontology annotation, molecular function: L-leucine binding; oxidoreductase activity, acting on peroxide as acceptor. The transcript is spliced from 9 exons. Lineage: Eukaryota; Metazoa; Chordata; Aves; Anseriformes; Anatidae.